CGACGGCAGAGAGGUGGGAUUCCAAGUCCCGCCCACCAUUUUUCCCUUUUUCUCCCCCGGACUCGUUACGCCCCUCCUCUUCCCCAUCUCUCCUUCGCAGACCUCCCUUACGCUCGGUUUCAAAAGACUCUUUGCCCAAUGAGUAAUGAGGAAGACUUCGAAUGGCAGCCUCGUCGGCCAAUACGCACGCAGAAAGGGCGGAGCGUCCUUAGCGUGCCUCUGACGGCAGGCGGCGUGUGACGCAGUCGGGCCCUCUGCGCUCCUGCGCCCGAAGCGGCGGUCGGUAGCAGCGGUGGCGGCGGCGGCGGCGGCAGCGACGGUUUUCUGGUGGCCGCGCGCUGCUCUGUGAGCAGCGGGUGGCGGACGGGCCUCGGCCCCCCACUCUGACACUCUGCCUUCCCCAACACACCGCGUUUUCUGAAGCUAAAACGCAUUUUGAAGAUGUUUAAUAAAUCAUUUGGAACCCCUUUUGGGGGUGGCACAAGUGGCUUUGGCACAACUUCAACAUUUGGACAGAAUACUGGCUUUGGCACCACUACUGGAGGUGCAUUUGGAACAUCUGCAUUUGGUUCUAGCACUAAUACUGGAGGCCUCUUUGGAAAUUCACAGACCAAACCAGGAGGAUUAUUUGGUACUAAUUCAUUUAGCCAGCCAGCUACCUCCACAAGUACUGGCUUUGGGUUUGGUACAUCAACAGGAACAUCAAAUAGCUUGUUUGGAACUGCAAGCACUGGGACUGGUCUUUUCUCAUCCCAAAACAAUGCCUUUGCACAAAAUAAACCAAGUGGCUUCGGAAAUUUUGGAACAAGUACUAGCAGUGGAGGACUUUUUGGAACAACAAAUACCACUUCUAAUCCUUUUGGUAGCUCAUCUGGCUCCCUCUUUGGGCCAAGUAGUUUCACAGCAGCACCGACUGGGACUACUAUUAAAUUUAAUCCACCAACUGGUACAGAUACUAUGGUCAAAGCUGGAGUUAGCACCAACAUCAGCACGAAGCACCAGUGUAUUACUGCCAUGAAGGAAUAUGAAAGCAAGUCACUAGAGGAACUUCGUUUAGAGGACUACCAGGCUAACCGAAAAGGCCCACAGAACCAGGUGGGAGCAGGAACAGCAACUGGCUUAUUUGGGUCUUCUCCAGCCACCUCCAGUGCUACGGGACUCUUCAGCUCCUCCACCACUAAUUCAGGCUUUGCAUAUGGUCCGAACAAAACUGCCUUUGGAACUAGUACAACUGGAUUUGGAACAACUCCAGGUGGUCUCUUUGGGCAACCAAAUCAGCAGACUCCCAGCCUCUUCAGUAAGCCAUUUGGCCAGCCUACAACCACCCCAAACACUGGCUUUUCCUUUGGUAACACCAGCACUCUUGGACAGCCGAGCACUAACACCAUGGGCUUAUUUGGAGUUACUCAAACCUCACAGCCUGGAAGUCUUUUUGGGACAGCCACAAACACCAGCACUGGGACAGCUUUUGGAACAGGAACAGGUCUCUUUGGGCAGCCCAGUACUGGGUUUGGUGCAGUUGGUUCGACCCUGUUUGGCAAUAACAAGCUUACUACGUUUGGAACCAGCACAACCAGUGCUCCUUCAUUUGGUACAACCAGUGGCGGGCUCUUUGGAUUUGGCACGAAUACCAGUGGGAAUAGUAUUUUUGGAAAUAAACCAGCACCUGGGGCUCUGGGAACAGGACUUGGCACAGGAUUUGGAACAGCUCUUGGUGCUGGACAGGCAUCUUUGUUUGGGAACAGCCAACCUAAGAUCGGAGGGCCUCUUGGUACAGGAGCCUUUGGGGCCCCUGGAUUUAAUACUACGACAGCCACUUUGGGCUUUGGUGCCCCCCAGGCCCCAGUAGCUUUGACUGAUCCAAAUGCUUCUGCUGCCCAGCAGGCUGUUCUCCAACAGCAUCUCAAUAGUCUGACAUACUCGCCUUUUGGAGACUCUCCUCUCUUCCGGAACCCCAUGUCAGACCCCAAGAAGAAAGAAGAGAGAUUGAAACCAACAAAUCCAGCAGCUCAGAAGGCUCUUACUACACCCACUCAUUAUAAACUGACACCCCGCCCUGCCACCAGAGUCCGGCCCAAGGCUUUACAAACAGCAGGCACAACCAAAUCACAUCUAUUUGAUGGGCUGGAUGAUGAUGAACCAUCCCUAGCCAAUGGAGCAUUCAUGCCUAAGAAGAGCAUUAAGAAGCUGGUCUUGAAGAACCUUAACAAUAGCAAUCUGUUUUCCCCUGUUAAUCGUGAUUCAGAAGAUCUGGCUUCACCCUCUGAAUAUCCAGAAAAUGGAGAAAGAUUUAGUUUCCUGAGCAAACCUGUUGAUGAGAACCAGCAGCAGGAUGGAGAUGAUGAUUCUCUUGUGUCACGUUUUUAUAAUAACCCUAUUGCCAAACCCAUUCCUCAAACUCCAGAGAAUGCUGGAAAUAAACACAACAGCAGCAGCAGUGUGGAUGAUACCAUUGUUGCAUUAAAUAUGCGUGUUGCUUUGCGAAAUGGACUGGAAGGAAGCAGUGAAGAAACCUCUUUUCAUGAUGAGUCACUGCAGGAUGACAGAGAAGAAAUAGAAAAUAAUGUUUACCAUUCGCAUCCAGCAGGCAUUGUUCUUACUAGAGUUGGUUACUAUACUAUUCCAUCUAUGGAUGAUCUUGCCAAAAUCACCAAUGAAAAAGGAGAGUGCAUUGUUUCUGACUUCACCAUUGGUCGUAAAGGUUAUGGCUCAAUCUAUUUUGAAGGAGAUGUGAAUUUGACAAAUCUCAAUUUGGAUGAUAUUGUACAUAUCCGAAGGAAAGAAGUUAUUGUCUACUUGGAUGAUGACCAGAAGCCACCUGUGGGUGAAGGGCUAAAUAGGAAGGCUGAAGUUACAUUGGAUGGAGUUUGGCCAACGGAUAAGACAUCUCGUUGUUUAAUUAAGAGUCCUGAUCGACUUGCUGAUAUCAACUAUGAGGGGAGAUUGGAAGCAGUUUCAAGGAAACAGGGAGCACAAUUCAAAGAGUACCGGCCUGAAACUGGCUCUUGGGUAUUUAAGGUCUCCCAUUUUUCUAAAUAUGGCCUUCAGGAUUCUGAUGAAGAGGAGGAGGAACGUUCAUCCAAAACUAGUACGAAGAAGUUGAAGACUGCCCCUUUAUCACCUCCAGGCCAGGCUGCUCCUUUACAGAUGGCUCUUAAUGGCAAACCUGCCCUUCCACCCCAGAUUCAGAGUCCAGAGGUGGAACAGUUAGGCAGGGUUGUGGAACUGGACAGUGACAUGGUAGAUAUCACCCAGGAGCCAGUUUUGGAUUCCAUCUUAGAAGAGAGCAUGCCUGAGGAUCAAGAACCUGUGUCUGCCUCUACACACAUUGCAUCUUCCCUGGGAAUUAAUCCACAUGUGUUACAGAUCAUGAAAGCGUCAUUGCUUGCUGAGGAAGAAGAUGUAGAUAUGAUGGAUCAACACUUCAGUCAUCUUCCUUCCAAAGGAGAUACUUCUCAGGAAAUCUGUUCUCCAAGACUUCCCAUUUCAGCAAUCCACUCAUCGAAAUCCCGUUCACUAGUUGGUGGGUUACUGCAAUCAAAAUUUACAAGCGGAGCUUUUCUUUCACCAAGUGCCUCUGUGCAAGAAUGUCGAACUCCCAGAACAUCAUCAUUAAUGAAUAUCCCAUCCACAUCCCCCUGGUCUGUCCCUCCACCCCUGGCCACCGUGUUUACAGUGCCUAGCCCAGCCCCUGAGGUUCAGUUGAAAACGGUGGGCACACGCAGGCAUCUGGGCUUAGUCCCUCUUGAGAAGUCUGUCACCUAUGGCAAGGGAAAUCUCUUGAUGGAUAUGGCCCUGUUCAUGGGACGCUCAUUUAGGGUUGGUUGGGGCCCUAACUGGACUCUUGCUAAUAGUGGAGAACGGCUGAAUGACUCUCUUGACCUGGAAAAUCAUCAAAUUGCUGAUUAUAUGGAAUAUGGAUUCCUACCUAAUCCAAUAGCUGUUAAAUCCCUAACUGAGUCCCCAUUCAAAGUUCGCCUAGAAAAACUCAGUUUGAGACAAAGGAAGCUGGAUGAAGACCUACAGUUAUUUCAGACACCUUUGGAGCUGAAAUUAAAACAUAGCACUGUCAAUGUUGAUGAACUAUGUCCUUUCAUCACCCCCAAUGUGGGAGUUGCUGUCAUUCAUGACUAUGUACGUUGGGUUAAGGAUGUAUCCACAGAUUUAUUGGAAGCACAGAUUGUGAAGCCUUGGAACUUAACAUGGACAUUAUGUGAAGCCCUGUGGGGCCACCUGAAAGAUCUUGACAACCAGCCUGGUGAGCCCAGCGCAUACACUCAGAUUCUGGAGCGAAGAAGAGCUUUCUCCCACUGGCUAUCCAAUAGUGCUACAGCUCUAAUUGAAGAGGAAGUCUCAACCCGAAAAGACAACCCUAUAGAGGCUGUCUUCAGCUACCUCACAGGCAAUAGGAUCAGCGCAGCCUGCUCUCUAGCACAGCAGUCAGGUGAUCAUCGCCUUGCCCUUCUUUUAUCUCAGUUGGUGGGAAGCCAUUCACUCCAGAAUCUGCUUUCUAUGCAGCUGGCAGAUUGGCAUCACCUCCAGGCCGACUGCUUCAUCCAGAAGGACAGACUGCGUGUCUAUGCCCUGCUAGCUGGAAAACCGGUGUGGCAGAUCUCAAAGCAGAUACAAAUUAAUGUGUGUGCCCAGCUAGAUUGGAAACGCUCCCUCGCUGUCCAUCUUUGGUAUUUACUUCCACCAACAGCUUCCAUUUCCAGGGCACUCAGCCAAUAUGAAGAAGCAUUUCAGAAUACCUCUGAUGGUGACCAAUAUGCCUGUCCUCCACUUCCUUCAUACCUGGAGGGUUCUGGCUGUGCACUGCAAAAGGAGAAAGAUUCAGAGGUCCCACUUCGAGACGUCUGCUUUCACCUUCUCAAACUCUACAGUAACAGAAAGUAUGAUCUCGAUCAGCUUCUGGAACCUCGAAGUGUGACUGCAGACCCUUUGGACUACCGCCUAAGCUGGCACCUGUGGGAGGUGCUACGGACUCUUAACUAUAACCACCUCGAAAAGCCAAGUGAGGGUGUGCUCCACGCCAGUUAUGCUGCCCAGCUGGAAAGUGAGGGGCUCUGGGAGUGGGCCAUCUUUGUCUUCCUGCACAUUGACAAUUCCAGCAUCCGUGAGAAGGCUGUUCGAGAGCUGCUUACCCGGCACUGCCAGCUGCUGGAGACCCCUGAAUCUUGGGCUAAGGAGACUUUCCUUACACAGAAGCUGUGUGUGCCUGCUGAGUGGAUUCAUGAGGCCAAAGCAGUGCGUGCACACAUGGAGUCUGAUAUGCACUUGGAAGCCCUCUACCUGUUUAAAGCUGGUCACUGGAACCACUGCCACAAACUCGUCAUCCGACACUUAGCUUCUGAUGCCAUCAUUAAUGAGAACUAUGACUACCUGAAGGGGUUCCUGGAAGACCUGGCACCUCCAGAGCGCAGCAGUGUAAUUCAGGAUUGGGAAACAUCUGGCCUUGUUUACCUAGACUAUAUUCAAGUAAUUGAAAUACUCCGCCGCAUUCAGCAGGAGGAAUGUUCGAGUUAUGAACUAGAGCAGUUAAACACCAAAGUGACUUCUCUGUGCAGCCGGAUAGAGCAGAUCCAGUGUCACAGUGCCAAGGACCGCCUGGCUCAGUCAGAUAUGGCCAAACGUAUAGCCAACUUGUUGCGGGUGGUACUGAGCCUAAGGCAUGCCCCUGAUGCCACUCCGGAUGCCACACCAGACCCUCAGCGAGUUCCGUUGCGCCUGUUGGCUCCCCACAUUGGCCGACUCCCCAUGCCUGAGGACUAUGCCUUGGAGGAAAUGAGCAGCCUCACACAGUCUUACCUUCGAGAACUGGCUGUUGGGAGCCAGUGAGCCCCAGGCUUCUCCUGCCACCCUCAGAGGCUGCUCACACUCAGCACAGAAUGGUUGCCAGCAUUGUUUUGACUGCCACGUUUUGCCAUUCUCAGUUGGCUGUGGAAGACACUCUCCUUUCCUGCUGCCCAAAGCAGCACCCUCUAAUUGUUCAGGGCUUUUCUUAAUACUGAACAUACCACAAGGGCUUCUGGAACCAAAAAAGGAGAUGUUUCCUUUUACCAUCCUCGAGACCACUUUUUUUCUUUUCAAAAUGGUCAAUAAAGCUCCUUUGGCAGAA
This is a messenger RNA of Octodon degus (degu), 6118 nucleotides long. RefSeq names its product nucleoporin 98 (gene Nup98). The coding region runs from base 442 to 5838 and encodes 1798 amino acids. Gene Ontology annotation, cellular component: nuclear pore cytoplasmic filaments; nuclear pore. The transcript is spliced from 33 exons. Gene Ontology annotation, biological process: RNA export from nucleus; post-transcriptional tethering of RNA polymerase II gene DNA at nuclear periphery; protein import into nucleus. Gene Ontology annotation, molecular function: structural constituent of nuclear pore. Lineage: Eukaryota; Metazoa; Chordata; Mammalia; Rodentia; Octodontidae. The record is from RefSeq and is a predicted model, not a curated record.